Danio aesculapii is the source of this 1680-nucleotide messenger RNA. RefSeq lists its product as uncharacterized. NCBI's taxonomy places the organism in Eukaryota, Metazoa, Chordata, Actinopteri, Cypriniformes, Danionidae. The transcript has 2 exons. The record is from RefSeq and is a predicted model, not a curated record. The coding region runs from base 95 to 1600 and encodes 501 amino acids.
UUUGGGUAUAAAGGAUACGGAAUUUCCGAAUGAUGCUGAGUUUAUUAGCAGUGGAUGUUGAAGUUUGUGUUUUACACAUCUAGAAAGUGUAAAAAUGGUGAACUCUUGCUGCGUUCUUAACUGCCGCCACCGCACUCACGAGCGCCGCAACGGAGUGCGAUUCUUCCAUUUUCCAACUUGGAAGCAAACCUUCGGUUCUCAGGUCUCUGAGCUGAGCAAACGGCGCCGCAUGGCGUGGAUAGCAGCAGUGCGACUGAAACACAUCUCAUUUAACAACAUUCCCCGACACAUGGUGGUUUGUUCACGGCACUUUCACAAAGGCAAACCAGCCUAUGAAAUGCUGGAGUGUGAUCCUGAUUGGGCUCCAUCAUUACAUCUCGGUCACUCAGAAGUUAAAGCAACAAAGCCUAGCCGCUUUGAACGGAGGAAAAAGCGACAGCAGACUCUGAAAAAGAAAAACUCUGCUCCAGAACCAAAACAAGAACCUACACCUAUACCAAUACACCCAGUCCUCAAAACAGAGCCGGAUGAAUCUCCACCAAUAGAUGAAAUUCCACCUCCAGAUGACACUCCACCUCAGGAUCAAACUUCACAGGCAUCCAUGAUUGAUGUAUCUACUCUCCUGGAGCAGGACGAGUGUAGUUUUUGUGUUUGCAGGCGUGCGGAAAUCAACAGAUUGCUUGAGGAGAACCGCAGACUUAAAAAAGAACUCGCGCAGAAGACAAUGGACGAGGAUUUUUUUAAAGAUGACGACGCUAAGGUCAGAUUCUACACCGGGCUUCCAAGCUUCGCCGUUCUGAUGGGUAUUUUGGAUCAAAUUUUUCCUUCUUUGCAGCAAAACAAUCGGAAGCUCGCCCCUUUCCAGAUGCUCCUCUUAACUCUGAUGCGCUUGAAGCUCAAUCUGCCGGAUCAGCUGUUUACGCAUCUCUUUUCAGUAGGACGCAAGACUGCAUCCAGCAUAUUUAAAGAGACCGUCAGUAUGAUGUAUAAACGCCUCAACCCUUUGGUCGUCUGGCCUGAAAGACCUUGCCUGCAGACUAUAAUGCCACAACAAUUCAUUGAGACGUUUGGCAGCCAUGUUGCGUUUAUCGUGGAUUCCAUUGAAAUCGACAUUGAUAGAGUGUCGAAUGUCAAACCUAAAGGACAAAUGAUUUCCCAAAACAAGAAGACUUUAAAGUACCUCAUCUGCUUCAUACCACGCGGAGCCGUCACUUUUAUUUCCAAACCUCGGGAAAGUCAAGUCGAUGAAAAGAGUUUGAUUGAAAGCAGCGGCCUUUUGGAGAAAAUCCAAAGUGGCGAUUUGGUUUUGUCGAGCUGUGGGUUUGACAUCAGGGACGGUGUUGGAUUAACAUGUGCUGAAGUCGCUGAAGGACAGCUCAAAGUUCGAGAUGUGGAGGAGACCAGGCAGAUCUCAAACCUCAGGUUACAUGUCAAGAGGGUGACCGCGUGUGUUCGCACCAAAUACACUUUCCUCAAUGGACCUGUACUUGUGAGCAUGACGGUACCAGAUGUCGGAGAGGACAUCACGUUCCUUGAUAAGAUCGUGACUGUGUGCUGUGCAUUGACUAAUAUGUGCCCCAGUGUUGUUAUGAAACCGUGAAAAAGGAUAUAAGAGAUAUUUGUUAUGUGUGAAAUGCAUAGCGUAACACCUGCAGCUAUAAUAAAUGGAUUCUUUUUUAA